AUGUAUCCUGUCUUUGCGAGAGCGCAGGAUCCGAACGCAUUUGAUUGGGAUUCGAUCGCGCCGAGUACAACUCUCAAUUGGGUUUCCUGCUACAGCGAAGCGACGCAAUGCACUCGCCUAAGCGUGCCAUUUAACUAUUCCGACCCUGGUGCAGGCUCUGCCGCCAUAGCUCUGCUCCGUAUCCCAUCUCCUCUCGGACUGGCCGGCUCGCCUUCCUAUCGCGGACCUGUCCUCAUCAAUCCUGGAGGACCAGGGGGAAGCGGUGUCGAGUAUGCACUCUCCUCUGUCGGAAGUGAUAUAGCCUCCGUCAUUGGCGAAGAAUUCGACGUGAUCGGGUUCGAUCCCAGAGGUGUCGCCAACUCGACCCCGCGUAUAUUGUCGAUCUUCAACAGCGACGUGGAACGCGCCGAAUUUGGCCUCGGGUAUAACGAUUGGGAUAUGGAGGUUUCCUCUUUACCUACGCUGCCCGGGCGAUGGGCACGGAUGCAAGUCUUCGGCAGGCUCGCCCAGGGUAGAGACAACGGGUUCUUAUCCCAUGUCACGACGGAUAAUGUGGCACGGGAUAUGAUGAGUAUCGUCAAGGCUCAUGGGCGGGAGAAGCUGCAGUACUGGGGUUUUUCAUACGGGACCGUUCUUGGAGCGACUUUUGCUGCUCUUUUCCCGGACAAUAUUGAACGUGCAAUUCUCGACGGCGUGUUAUAUUUCGAUGGGUAUUAUGCUACUGACAGGAUCAACGACAUCGUCGACGCCGACAAGACCCUCCAAACGUUCUUCGACGCAUGUGCUGCCGCGGGCCCAGAUUCAUGCGCGUUCCACUCUCCUCAACCCAGUGCUAUCAAACAACGUCUCAAUGCCUUGUACGAGCGUGUCCUUCGCCAACCUGUUCCUGCCUAUUCAUCCUCCUUUCCUCAAUACGGAGUCCUCGAUUACGCCCUGCUGAAGAGCACCAUUUUCUCCAUGCUUUACGCGCCGUACCUAGCCUUCCCUAUCCUUGCCCAAGGUUUGAAAUUAUUGGAGGACGGAGAUGCAAGCCUUCUGUACCAGCUCGCGACGCCGCGAGGGGGUGAAGUUACAGCUGUAGUUAAUUGUGCUGAUGGAACGCCUGUUUCGGAUAGCCCAGCUGCGUUGGCCGAAUAUGCGAAACAGGCCAGCAUGAAGUCGAGCUUCGGGAGCCAGGUUGCAGCUGUGCGCCUGUUGUGCUCUGGUUGGAAGAUUCAUCCCAAUAGUUUCAAAGGACCCAUUACCGCUAAUACGAGCUACCCGCUCCUUAUCAUUGGAAAUACGUUGGAUCCCAUCACUCCUCUUGCAGCCGCGAAGGAAGCCGUCAAGGCAUUCCCCGGAUCCGUCCUCCUAACCCAAGACUCUCCUGGACAUGCUUCGGUUACGACCCCAUCUGAAUGCACCUACCGUCAUGUCCGAAACUAUUUCCUGAACGGCACACUCCCGAUUGUGGGCACGAUUUGCAAUGUGACGACGCCUCUUUUCCCGCCAAGGUCAGCCAACGGAAAUGAUUCAACUUCCGUUGCCGUCGAAUAUGUGAGGAGAGGGAUUUUCAUGGUAUAA
Cyclocybe aegerita is the source of this 1563-nucleotide messenger RNA. NCBI's taxonomy places the organism in Eukaryota, Fungi, Basidiomycota, Agaricomycetes, Agaricales, Hemipholiotaceae. The record is from the annotation of a GenBank genome assembly.